This is a messenger RNA of Seriola aureovittata, 1916 nucleotides long. Its product is annotated as solute carrier family 22 member 2-like. The coding region runs from base 1 to 1677 and encodes 558 amino acids. Lineage: Eukaryota; Metazoa; Chordata; Actinopteri; Carangiformes; Carangidae. Gene Ontology annotation, cellular component: membrane. The transcript is spliced from 11 exons. Gene Ontology annotation, biological process: transmembrane transport. The record is from RefSeq and is a predicted model, not a curated record.
AUGACCACUUUUGACGACAUCUUGGAGGAAGCUGGGAAGUUCGGCCGCUGUCAGAAGCGGAUCUUCGCCCUGCUGUGUAUGGUGUCCAUGCCCUGGGCCGGUGUGUACGUCGGCAUCGUCUUCCAGGGUUUCACCCCGGAUCACUGGUGUCGGGACUCUGCGGUGGUGGAGAUGAGGCAGGCGUGCGGCUGGAGCCUGGCAGACAGUCGCAGGCUGACGGUGCCUCUGGUCAACAGCUCUGGGGUGCUGCAGCAGAGCAGCUGUGAGCAGUACAAGGUGGACUGGAACAGCACAGGACUCACCUGUGACACCCAGGAACUGGACCUCAGCAAGACUCCCACAACAGCCUGCAAAGAGGGCUGGGAGUACGACUACGAGGGCAGACAGUCCUUUGUUACUGAGUUUGACUUGGUGUGUUCAGAUGGAUGGUUGGUGGACAUGUACCAGGCCACUCUCAAUGUGGGAUUCCUUGUUGGAAGCAUUGCUAUUGGUUACCUGGCCGACAGGUUUGGCAGGAAAAUGAGCUUCCUGAUGUCCAACCUGUUGAAUGGGAUCGCAGGGAUCCUGGUUGCCGUGGCUCCGGACUACGUGUCUUUACUGAUUUUCAGAACGCUUUACGGGUUUGGAGUGAAAGGAGGCUGGGUGGCUGGAUACGUACUGAUCACAGAGAUUGUGGGAGUGGAGUACAGACGUACGGUGGGAGUCCUUUACCAGAUGUUCUUCAGCGUCGGCAUCCUCCUCCUCCCUCUGCUCGCCUACUUCAUCACCGACUGGCGCUGGCUGCAGGUCGUCAUCACCGUCCCCUACAUCAUCUUCCUGUCCUACUACUGGUUCAUCCCUGAAUCUCCAAGAUGGCUUCUCUCUCAGAACAAAAAGACCCAAGCUGUGAAGAUCACAGAGGACAUGGCCAAAGAAAACAAGAGGACUCUCUCCAAAAACAUCGAGACUCUGAAAGAUGAUAACGCCGACUCCUCUACCGCCUCCUUCAUGGACCUUAUCAGGACUCCCAAAAUGAGAAAACACACUUUCAUCCUCAGCUACAACUGGUUCACCAGUGCUGUGGUGUACCAGGGCCUCAUCAUGAGGCUGGGUAUCCUGGGAGGAGACGUCUACAUCGACUUCCUCAUCUCUGGCCUGGUGGAGUUCCCCGCAGCCUUCCUCAUCCUCUUCACCAUCGAACGUAUCGGCCGGCGUCUCCCCUUCGCCUCCGCCAACAUCGUCGCCGGAGCCUCCUGCUUCAUCACUGCCUUCAUCCCUGACAGUAUGUUCUGGUUUAAGACGGUGGUGGCCUGCAUCGGUCGGCUGGGUAUCACCAUGGCCUUCGAGAUGGUGGUGUUUGUUAACACUGAGCUCUACCCGACGUUUGUCAGGAACCUGGGAGUGUCAGUUUGUUCCACUCUGUGUGACGUUGGAGGCAUCGUCGCUCCGUUCCUGCUCUACAGACUGGCUGUCAUCUGGCUGGAGCUGCCACUCAUCAUCUUCGGGUCUCUGGCUUUCCUGGCUGGUGGUUUGGUGCUGCUGCUCCCUGAGACCAGAGGCGUGCCGCUGCCCGACACCAUCGAUGACAUCGAGUUCCCCGACAGGGUGAAGGAGAAAGCUGAGCUGAAGAACCAGCAGACGACCAACUUGUUGCCCAACAACAACGUAACGACCAACAAAGAUCCAGCAACUGUCUAACCUCUUCCUGAGACCAAAGUAUUUAUUUAUGUUGUUUAACAGUGAAUAAAUCUGCUCAUAUGUUUCUUUGUUAAGCCUUGGGGUCUGGUGAUGUUGGGUGUUAUAUUAAUAUGUGAGUAUUUUUAUUAAGAGUCAAUGGACUAGGGUCAGAAUUAUUAUAUUGUAAGAAUUAUUACAGAACUGCAUUAUUAAAUUAUUAAAGAAUUUUCUUUUAACACAACUCAAGACUCAGUGUUUUC